AUGAAGGCGCUUGAAGCAGCAGCAAACACACAGUCAGCGGCAACACCGUUGGUGUUGCUCGCAUCCGCUUCUCCUCCCUGCUCUUGCGGCACCGCGCAGUCGAUCAUCUCUGGCUCGGCGGCAGCCUCGGCGGACUCGUCUAGCACCGGGGCCGCUGUCACCGCCCCAGCCGGCUCGCUGCACACAGCGAGGCGCUGCUACUCCUCUGCCGCUAGCGCAGACAGUCCAACCGCGGCCACGACAGCCGCAUCUGCUACGCCACAGCCUGAGAGUGCCGCUUCGCGUGUGGCAGCUGACAGCGCUGUAAGCAAGGCGGGGUGCAGUGAGCACCGGCCAGAUGAGCGCGAGGGCAGCGCAGCCGACAGCAGCAGCAGCGUGCGCGAGAGGUUCACGGAGGAAGAGAAGGCGAAGGAGGAUUGCGAGACAGCUGCGGUGCCGUCUUUCGCCGAGAUCUAUGAUGCGUUCCGCACCCUUCAACUCAUCCAGGAUGAUGGGCACGUUGUGCGCGAGUGGACGGCAACGCAUGUGAAGCAGGCGUAUCGGACACUGGCGAAGCAGCUGCACCCUGACGUUGCCGGCGGUGACGACGAGCUGAUGGAGCAGGUGAACACGUCCUACGACUUGCUCAUGGGCUUGUCCGCGGAGCUGGCGGACAACUACCGCAUGUGGCUGGAGACGGGUGGUGAGGCAGAGCUGCAGCUGCAGCGCGCUCACGAUCAACAGGAUUUGCUCGGCUCUCGCUGGACGUCCCGUGAAGUGGAGCAGCUCAUGAUGGUUGGAUGGUGCGCCACGCUAUCUGGUUUCGCCAUGUACGCUGUGUGGCGCGCUCUCUACGGCACCUCGCCAGUAGUCAACUCUGUGGGUGGUGCAGCUACUAUUGGAGGCAGCGCUGUCGGUGGCUGCAGCAAGGUACAUUGCAGCAUCAACGUCGCGGGUGUGCACCCCGUUGCCACUCGACUGACGUUUCCGCGGGCAGGCGCAACAGUGUCGACGGCCGCGGGCGUGCAGUACGGCGUGGUGAGCAUCGGCAACAGUGCGCUGUGGAUGCCGCCGCAUCUAUCCUUCCAGAUGCUGCAGCUGGUGCGAACGGCCGUGUCGCGCUACGCCUUGGCGGUGGCGCUCACGCUGGCGGCUUGGAUGAACACCGUCAUGCUGCAGCGCGUUCUUCAGCGGAUGCUCAUCGGCGGCGGUGGCGAGAGUGCAGGUUGA
Molecule: messenger RNA, 1209 nt
Organism: Leishmania major strain Friedlin
Lineage: Eukaryota; Euglenozoa; Kinetoplastea; Trypanosomatida; Trypanosomatidae
Product: DNAJ-domain transmembrane-like protein
Exons: 1
Coding region: 1-1209 (402 amino acids)
Source: RefSeq, a predicted model, not a curated record